Molecule: messenger RNA, 791 nt
Organism: Brassicogethes aeneus
Lineage: Eukaryota; Metazoa; Arthropoda; Insecta; Coleoptera; Nitidulidae
Source: the annotation of a GenBank genome assembly
CACAAAUUUAUAGUCUAUAAAGCACAGAAAAACUCAAAAAUCGAAUAGAGUAACACCUUAACACUAAAAACACAACUAUUAAGUGAAAAACACAGAAAAGCCACACUUGAAGCAAGCAAACGACGUGACAAAACAAAUGUGAAAAUUGCUGCCAAGAUAUUGAGGUUAUGUUUGCAAAUUACCCGCGGCCCAGCAUGCACUACGGCAACACUGCAUCGCUGCAGCCUUCUAAUUGGUCGUCGAUGGUUUUCUAUGAACCUACGGACGUGGAAAUAUCCACAAAACCCUUCGAAACCAACCACGGGAAAGCAGUAAAAUACAUAUCGCCUAAUUUGGAGGAAUUAAAAUUUAUUUGCUCCUAUUUUAACAUCACCGCAAAAAAUGAAUUUUGUAAAAUGAGACAAGCGGCAAGUUUGGCUGAAAAAAUUGUUAACUACGUGGAUAAUGUAUUCGUAACUCUUGGAUCUGACGGUUUAAUUGUAUCGAGAAAAGGCGCAGCCAAAGAAUCAUUUCCGAUGAAAAAUAAUGAGCAGAUAAUUCAAGUAAGGCAUUACCCUGCAAAUACAGUCGAAAAUAUUGUAAAUGUGAGUGGUGCUGGUGAUAAUUUAGCUAGCGGGUUAAUAGCAGGAAUUCUUUGCGGACUUAGCGAAGAAAUAAGUAUCUCUAUUGGAAUGGAGGCUGCAAAAACUGCAUUAAAGUCUGAAUCCGCGGUUUCUCAAAAAAUAUUUGACAAAUAUCAUUUUUGUUGGAAUACUCCAGCGCAAUAUGUCUCAGUAAUUAAUAAGUCUUAA